UUCAAUCCGGAGGAAUGGCGGCGGUUCGAUAGUAGAUGCGGCAAGAAGAGGAAGAAGAUGACUGUGACCAGUGGAUACAAGCCCCGAUGUUUUCUGGACCUGGAAAUUGGUGGCCAGUCAGUUGGACGGAUCAUAGUUGAGCUGUUCUCUGAUGUUACCCCAAAGACCUGUGAAAAUUUCAGAGCACUAUGUACAGGAGAAAAGGGUGUUACCCAGAAAACUGAACAGUCCCUCCAUUACAAGGGUACUCCGUUCCAUCGUGUGGUGAAAGACUUCAUGAUCCAGGGUGGAGAUUUCACCAAAGGAGAUGGAACAGGAGGCGAGUCUAUCUAUGGAGGGAUGUUUCCUGAUGAAAAUUUUAUUUUAAAAAAUGAUAAAGAAUUUCUCCUUUGCAUGGCAAAUCGUGGAAAGGACACAAAUAGUUCACAAUUCUUCAUAACAACUAGACCAGCUCCACACUUAGAUGGAGUUCAUGUGGUUUUUGGCCAAGUGCUUCAAGGUCAGGAUGUAGUCCGUCUCAUAGAGAACCAAGAGACGGACACAAAAAGCCGCCCUCUCAAGGAGGUGCGCAUUGGUAAUUGUGGGGAAUUGGUCCUGCAAAUGAAGUCCAAGAGCAAGAAGAAGAAGAAAGUGUCGGAGUCUGAAUCAGGAUUGUCACAUGGUUCGGGAUCAGAAUCAGGGUCAGAAUCAGACUCGGCCAGCGAAGGGGAUUCAAAGAAACGCAAACGCAGAAAGAAACAGAAGAAAAAAGAUUCCAAAAGGAAAAAGAAAGAAAAGAAGAAGAAGAGAGAUAAAGAUGAAAAAGAUGAAGAGGAGAGCCCUAAGGAGCCAGAGAUAACCACUGUAUUUGCUGCAAUCAGACCUGAUGAAAUCCCGGAAGUGCCAUCUCAGAAGUUCCUGAUGAGGAAUAACCCCGAAAAAGAUCAGGAUGACAAAGCCAAAUCUCCCCCUGGCUAUGGUCAGCGGCGACCAAUUGACAGGAUUCCGUACAGUUCUCAAGUCAAGGUGACACGAAGUGGACGUAGGAUCAAGGGUCGGGGUACAGUGCGCUACAGGAGUCGUAGCCGAAGUGAAACUCCACCUCACUGGCGACAAGCCAUGCAGAAGCCCCAACCAAUGGAGUUUGUGGAAAAACAAGAUGAAGACCAAGGAAACCGCUGGGUCAGGGGUGACAAAUUGCCCCAGGUGCGGGGUGAGCGAGGUAAUCGGCGACUGUCUGAGCGUGAUCGUAACUUUGAACCUAGAGAAUUUGGUCAAGGUGAUGGUGGAGGCAACCCCCGCUUGGGACGAGAGGCCAACAGAGGCGGAGGAGAUAGAGAUGAUGACAGGACACGGGGUCGUAACCGAGACAGGCAGCCCCUCAGGGAGAGGUUCAGACAAGGAGAUGAGAAGGCUGAGAAAAAAGAGGAGGAGGAGGAGGAAGACGAUGGAAGAAGAAAGCACAAGAAAGAUAAAAGCCACAAGAAACAUAAAAAGCACAAAAAGACAACCAAAAAGCACAAAGACAACAAGGAGAGUGACAAUGAGGAAGACACGAGGAAGGCAAGGCAUCCAAGUGUUUCUGAUAAAGAGGAUGUUUCCCGGUCACCCUCACCAAGGUCAGGCAGGGAAAGCAAGAAUGAACCGGAGAGGAAUGGUCACAGUGAAGCACGAAGGUUGAGUGAGCGCAGAGAUGUCAGAAGAUCAACUGCUGACAGUAGAAAUAGUGUUGAAAGGGGGAGACAUGAUAGGAGAAGGUCAAAAUCACCAGAGAUCAGGUCAAAGCAACCAGCUCGCAGGAGAUCAAUAUCGAGAGAUCGCCAUCAUUCAAAAUCCAGAUCGCCUGACAGAAGACCAUCUUCUGAUUCACGAGGUCGAAGGAGACGACCUUCAGAUUCAGAUUCAGAUUCAGAGGAUGAUAGCCGAACCAGAUCAAAGAGGCAAAGUAGGCGAAGGUCAGGGUCCUCCAGAGAUAGUUCUAGUAGGAGUAGGUCAAGGUCCAGGGAUCGCUUCCAACGUGAUAUUGGCAGAAGGGGCAGGCGAGAUGAGGAAAGACGUCCCAGAGUUCUUCCAGGUAUCAGACCAGUGAGACAAAAGUCUGAAAGUCCACCUCCCACUCACUGGAAACCGGGACAGAAACCUUGGAAGGUCAAGCCACAGGACAGACCACUCACAACCAAUGAUGUUCUUGGUGCACCCGAGUUGAAAGAUAAGAGUCCACAGAAAUCUGGUGUUAGCCCAGGAGACAGUCAAGUGAAUCCAAGUCGCAUUUCAAGUAACUCUCCUGUCAAACUUCAUGGUCACCACAGACAGUCUGACGAUAGUGAUGACAGUGACCGCUCUCCCAGCCCAGGUAUAGAUAUGUCUAGAGGUCGGAAAUCAAGCGGAUCGGACCCUUCACGGGAAACUCGGUCCAUUCAUCUUGAGACUGACAUGCGAGGGAGGUCAGAGCCAGAUAACCUGAGGACAGUGCGCAUUGGGAAUAUGACAGAACAACGGUCUGUACAUCUCAGUAAAAUGGAUGAUGACUCCUAUAGACGGGAUCCUGUUCCAGCUAGUAAGAUCCAGUAUGAUUUGGCGGAACAAGUAGAUCCAAUUAGGGCAAGUCCUGUUCGAAAGGAAUCAAAGUCCAAAUCAAGACAUUCCUCAGACUCAAGAUCAGAAAGUUCAUAUAAAACAUCCGAUUCUUCUGAGGAAUCUGAUACGUCGGUAAAAUCUGAGGAAGAACAGCGACGUACUGUAAGAAAAGUAGAGGAACGCAUAAAAUGGCAGCCACCACCGGACCCUGAGGAGCCAGAGCGUGAGGAGGCUCCACGUAUUGUUACCAAGCAGCCUGAGGAUGUUAGUCGGACAUCUGUUAGAAUGAGGACCCCCCCACUGCCUCCAUUGGGACAAGUGGCUGAGGCUGCGUCAGAGAUGGCCAGAAAGAAAAAUAGGUGGGAUGUCCAUGCUCCAGUAGUUGUACCAGAGAGGACCAUAGUGAGUGUCCCCCUACCCCCCAAACAACCUUCACCUCCUCGGAUAAGCCGAUCAUCAAGGUCACCCUCAUAUUCAUCAGACAGUUCCAGGUCAAGGUCUCAGUCUCCAACUAGCAAUUAUCUGUAUGGAGAUAAAAAGAAACCAUUGGACAAUGAAGAGACUAAGCCACUGGAGCCAAUUAAACAGGUUGAAGAAUUUGCUUCACAAUCUCUUAUUACAAAGUCUGUAUCCAAAUCUCCUGCAAAGUCAGACAAAGGAAGGAGCAAUCCGAUUCAAGUGGUCACAAACAUAGAGAGUAUUCCUCUCCAGGGUGGACGUUCACUGGAUCUGAACAUGCUAAGUCCCGCCAACAUACCUUUCCCAGUGGAGAGUACAGAGAAACCCAAAGACAAAUCUUCCAGCAGUUCCGAGAAGAAAAUUUCACCCGAUGAACCACCAAAGAAAAGUCUGGAAGAAAGAUUGAAAGAUUUCACUGCUGGGAUCAGUGGUUCGAAAUCUGCCUUUAUUCCUUCAGGAGAUAAGGCUAAGGCUAAAUCAAGAAGCCCUUCAUCAGAUGCUUCACCAAAGAAAUCCUCUCCUACUAGAAGACCAUCCAAUAGAUCUGGCAGCAGAAACCAAGACCGUAGUAAAUCUCCUCACAGAUCCCGCAGGAAAAGUAGAUCAAAGUCUCGAGAAAAAUCCCAUUCCAAGUCACCUCUUCGCUCAAGAAGGCGGAGUUCAAAAUCACCAAUUAGAGUGAGGAGGAAAAGUCAUUCGAAGUCACCAAGACGUGGCAAAAGUAGGUCAAAAUCUCCUUAUCGUUCUAGAGGAAGAAGUUAUUCACGCUCUCCACAGCGACGAAGGAUUUCUCCGGCUCGGUAUUCACCAGUGCCACCCAGAAGGCAGUCUCGAACCAGUCCUCGUAGGAAAUCAAGAUCACCUAGGAGGUCGAGAUCUAGAAGGCGUUCCCCAUCUCCCAGAAGAAGGUCUAGGUCACCAAAACGUCGUUCCCGUUCAAGGUCUCCAAAGCGGAGAUCUGUGUCACCAAGGCGACGAAGUUUGUCCAAUCGCAGGAGGGCAUCUGUACGAAGAAGACGUUCAAGGUCAAGGUCCUCCAGGAGAAGAUCACCAAGGAGACGUAGUAUCUCUCCACGACGUCGCAGCCGAUCUAGGUCAAGGAGACGUUCUCCUAUACGACGCAGGCCUUCGAGAGAAAGACGCAGGAGACGCAGCAAAAGUUCAGGAUCGUCCAAAAGUCGAAGUCGCAGCAGAAGUCGUAGCCGUCGUAAGAGACACUCUAGUAGCUCGCGUAGUCGAAGUCGCAGUCGACGUCGUAGACAUAGAAGCUCUAGCUCUGACAGUGAUUGAACAUCGCCAUAGAGUGUCACAAUAUGGACUUAGGUUUUUUUAAUACAAGUCUGUUAAUAGAGCUUACUGCAGAAAUAGUUUCCAUAAUGCUUGAUAAUUUACACAAUUUUGCUUUUAUUAAUUGUUGAUAUUUAAUGCUUGAUUGGGAAGUAGUAACUACAAAUCAUUCAGAGAUUUCUUCAUGCUUGAGAAUUCACACUAUUUUUCUUUUAU
Molecule: messenger RNA, 4518 nt
Organism: Mizuhopecten yessoensis (Yesso scallop)
Lineage: Eukaryota; Metazoa; Mollusca; Bivalvia; Pectinida; Pectinidae
Product: serine/arginine repetitive matrix protein 2-like
Exons: 22
Coding region: 58-4305 (1415 amino acids)
Biological process (GO): protein peptidyl-prolyl isomerization; protein folding
Cellular component (GO): intracellular membrane-bounded organelle
Molecular function (GO): peptidyl-prolyl cis-trans isomerase activity
Source: RefSeq, a predicted model, not a curated record